AUGUUUGUUGAUGUUAUAAAAAUUUUACAGUUUUUGAUCAAAGAAAGCAAUAACGCCCAUUUGAAGUCACAUUGUUCACGCGGUACCUUACUGCAAAUGGAGAGUUACAAUCAACAAGAAAUAAUUCGAAUUUUGUUAUGUGAAAGAUAUCCAGAUAAUCCUAUACCCGAAGAGAUCAACUUGGAGAUUAACAAAUUAAUCCGUUGGCAGAAUGAUAACAAAUUACAUACAUCAGUGCAAUCAUUGACCAAUAAUUACAAUAUAGCCAACACAACUGUAUCCUUAUGGAAGGGUGAUAUUACCACUUUAUCAGGCGUUACCGCUAUCGUGAAUGCUGCUAACCUGGCCUUGUUAGGAUGCUUUCAACCAAGUCACAAAUGUAUUGACAAUGUUAUUCACACUGCUGCUGGACCUGAGUUAAGACAAGCAUGUUAUAAUUUGAUGCAGGGCAAAUCUGAACCUACUGGAUCUGCCAAAAUUACACCGGGAUUUAAUUUGCCGGCAAAAUAUGUUAUUCACACAGUUGGUCCUAUUAUUCGUGAUGGGAAUGUCACAGAGAGAGAGCAAGAACAAUUAGCAAACUGUUAUCAGUCAAGUUUGAAAGCAUUGGAAAUGGUGAACGACGAGAAGGAUAAGUCUAUUGCAUUUUGUUGUAUUUCCACUGGGUUGUUUGCUUUCCCAAAAGAAUUGGCAAGUACAAUUGCUAUAAACACGGUACAACAUUAUUUGGAAAUCCAUCCAGAUUCAACUAUCAAGCAUAUUGUUUUCAAUGUAUUUUCAGAUGAAGAUAAAGAAAUUUAUGAGAAAAAUUUACAAAGCUUCUCAGUGGAUUCAUCCCGAAUUUCGCUGAAGGCAGAUGACACUAUUAAUCACAAUUUAAAUAAGGCACAUUCAUGGUUGCAAGAAGCAGACUGCUUAAUUAUCAGUGCCGGUGCUGGACUUUCGGCAAGCGAAGGUCUCGACUACACAUCCAAGGAGCUUUUCCAAAGAGAAUAUAAGCCGUUUCUCAAGUAUGGAAUCACAUCUUUGUAUGGCACAAUUGGGUAUCCUUGGCCAACAAAGCUAGAUUUUUGGAAUUUCUUUGUUUAUCAUUAUAUCAAUCUUUACAAAAAAUGGGGAAAGACUGAUACUUAUCAACGACUUUUGAAUCUUUCGUUGCGAUUUGAAGAUUCGUUUGUUAUUACAUCCAAUGCAGAUGGGUUUUUCGUUAAAAAUGGGUUUGGCAAAGAUAGAGUUUUAACGGUUCAGGGAAACUACGCAAAUAUCCAGUGCCUGAAAAACUGUCGUUCUGAUGCUUAUAGAUCAAUGGAAGAAAUGGUUGAUAAAUAUCCACUAACAGCCAAAGAUCAGAUUCCAAGAUGCGAGUAUUGUGGGUCUGAAAUGACAGUGUUCUUGCGAAUGGGGGACUAUUUUAAUCCAGCAAUAGUGAAAAACCAAAGGAAAAAUUACAAUGAGUUGAUUAGUGGAAUUGUUAGAACCAACCAAAAAGCUGUCAUAUUGGAGUUGGGAGUAGGAUUGAAUACCCCAAGUGUACUUAGAUGGCCAAAUGAGGAUAAGGUGGAGAGGUAUCCUGAAAACUUUAAAUUAAUAAGAGUUGGAACGGGUCCCUCUAGCACAGCUCCUUUGGACGAUAUAGAAAACACAGUAGUUAUAAAUGGUGAUAUCAAAAAAGUAGUUCAGUUAUUGAAUAAGUAA
Molecule: messenger RNA, 1695 nt
Organism: Candida albicans SC5314
Lineage: Eukaryota; Fungi; Ascomycota; Pichiomycetes; Serinales; Debaryomycetaceae
Exons: 1
Coding region: 1-1695 (564 amino acids)
Source: RefSeq, a predicted model, not a curated record